AUGGAGGAAAGAAACGCAGAGCAAGCUGCUGAGCAGAAAGCUCUGGAACAACAAGCAUUUCGCGGAGUCAUACAUCCUCCGAAACGGGCUGAAUAUGCGGAAAUGAAGCGAUUUGGCGGAAAGGUUGCCGUUGCUAGAGAAUUUUUGAAACGGGUUUCGCCGCGGCCGAACAAUGUUUGCUACGCAGGAUUAGCUAUGGCUCGACCAGACGCUAACAUCCAGAUGUUAGACGUCUACAGUAUUCUUCCAUUUGAUGAUCCAGAUGGUGGUGUCUGGAAGCAGGGAUUCGAUAUCAGUUACAGUUCAGGUGCAGUGAAGCGUGAGAAAAGACUGGAAGUGAUCGUGGUACCGCAUUCGCAUACUGAUCCAGGUGAAGAUACGCCAGUUGUGCUCUCCUGUAAUGUUUGCCGCUGCUUGUUGCCUCCAAAGUGCAUCAUGUAUGCGCCCCAUUUCUUCAUAAUUUUGCGUCGGUUAGUGACAGGUUUUUGUUUCCAGGUUGGAUAA
Molecule: messenger RNA, 504 nt
Organism: Gongylonema pulchrum
Lineage: Eukaryota; Metazoa; Nematoda; Chromadorea; Rhabditida; Gongylonematidae
Source: the annotation of a GenBank genome assembly